CAGGACGGUGUUUGUUGAUCAUAUGCCAAAAUGUGAUUAUACGAUGAUGCCGUAGCCCGGUGCAGCCUUCUGUGAUAUUUUUUUUUUAACCUGCAGGUUAAGUUGGAGCUGCGUAGGGAAAUCCUGACAUUAUAGCGUGUGUCUUGGGAUGUUUAACGCUUUGACCUUUGACUGGCAGCGAAUGACAAAUCAAAGGUCGGUGUGUGUGCGCGGAGCCGGGGUUCAAAGCGCAUCUCCAGCACGGCACAACACGACGCUCCCGGGAGAAUGCCAGAAAUCGCUCUGAAAGUUGGUCGAUAGCGGGGGAGAUAGCUUCAGCAUCGGCAGAGGGAGCAGCGGCGGCGGCGGCGGCGGAGGCAGCGGCGGCGCACUCGGAGGCUCCAUAGCGGCCACCCUCGGACCGAAGGCAGGCCCGCUGAGAGAGGAGGACUGCAGCACCAUGGACAGCUCAGAUAUGGAUGCUAACUAUGGUGGGGGACUGUUGGAUAUGGUGAAAGGAGGAGCAGGGAAGUUCUUCAGCAACUUUAAGGAUAACCUGAAGGACACGCUGAAGGACACCUCCACCAAGGUCAUGCAUCAAGUCGCCACGUACACCAAAGGGGAGCUGGACAUUGCCUACAUCACAUCACGGAUAAUAGUGAUGACCUACCCAGCGGAGUCAGUGCAGAUCGGCUACCAGAACCACGUCGAGGACAUCCGCUCCUUCCUCGACAGUCGCCAUGCAGACCACUAUACUGUCUUCAACUUAUCACAGCGCAACUACCGUGGCGCCAAAUUCUCCAACAGAGUCUCUGAGUGUAACUGGCCAUCACGCCAAGCUCCCAGCCUCCACAACCUGUUUGCUGUGUGCAAGAACAUGCACAACUGGCUCAAACAGAAUCCCAAGAAUGUGUGUGUCAUCACCUGCUCGGAUGGUCGUGCUCCCUCCGGUGUUUUGGUCUGUGCCAUGUUCUGCUUCUGCCACCUCUUCAGCAACCCAGUUCCUGCCAUGCAGCUGCUCAGCGCCAAGAGACCAGGUUCUGGCCUCUGGCCUUCACACCGCAGGUACAUAGGCUAUGUAUGUAGCAUGGUAUCAGAGAAGCCCAGCCUACCCCACUCUAAGCCCCUGGUGAUCAAAGGACUCACUAUGAGUCCGGUCCCUUGCUUCAACAAGCAGCGCAGCGGAUGUCGACCCUUCUGUGACGUCCUCAUCGGAGAAACUAAGAUCUUCACCACCGCACAGGAGUACGAGAGGAUGAGAGAGCACAGGCUCCAGGAGGGGAAGGUCGGCUUCCCUCUGGGUGUGAGCGUUCAAGGAGAUGUUGUGGUUUCCGUGUACCACAUGAGGUCGACCAUUGGAGGACGUCUGCAGGCCAAGGUGUCUAACACUCAGAUCUUCCAAAUCCAGUUCCACACUGGCUUCAUCGCUCCUGGAACCACCAUGUUAAAGUUUAACAAACCGGAGCUCGAUGCCUGUGACUCUCCUGAGAAGUAUCCCCAGCUGUUCCAUGUCAUACUGGAUAUAGAGGUAGAAGGCGUGGACAAGCAGAAAGACCUGACACCGCCAUGGGAGCAGUUCCCAUGUAAAGACCUGAGUCCCAAUGUGCUCUUCUCCUGCCACCAGGAACACCAGGAUGCACUGGCUAUUGCUGAGCCAAGCAGGCCCCAUGGAGGUCCAGACGCUCGGGGUCACGGCGAGGAGAGCGAGCCCUCGGACGAUGAGAUGCUCUCUCUCUCCAGUCAGCGAAGCAAUGCCAGCGCGGUCCCCCAAAAGCCUGAGCCCCCGGCCCCGACGCCCAACGCCCCAGCACCCGCUGAGGAAGUGGAUCUUCUCGGCCUGGACGGGGAGGAGAUCAAGCGUCCGUGCUCCUCAUCUCAACCCCCACCCACAACAGCUGCAACCACUGACCUCCUUGGGGACUUGUUCGGGGCCCCGCCUCAGCCAACCAGUGGACCCUCAUCCGCCCAGUCCACCCCACAUAAAGUAGCCCCCAACACUGCCUCGCCGUGUCCCUCCCCAGCUCCACCAGCGUUCGAUCCCUUUGGUGCGGGACCCAUGCCUAAGCCUCAGGACAUGAUGGGUUCUUUCCUCGGACCAGGUAACGUGGGCCAGUCAGAUCCUUUCCUGCAUGCUCGCUCACCGUCACCCACCCUGCAGCCCACAGGCCUCGGUCGGAGUUCCCCUGUCCCGCCCUCCACUCCAACCGUCAACAUUCAGCAGCAAAACGCCAUGGGAGGAUGGGACUGGAACAGACCUGCCACCACAAGCACAGGAGGAGGCUUUGGUGUGGGCAGUCGGUCAGCCACUACCAGCCCCACAGGCUCAGUCCACAGCACCCCCACCCACCAGACCAAGCCAAACACCCUGGAUCCAUUUGCUGACAUUGGCAACCUCGGGGGAAGCCUUGGAGGAGGUUCUGGCUUCUCCAGCAAACCAACCACACCUACUGGAACAACUCCCUCCUUCCCUCCAAUGGGAUCCCCAUCGCGGCCGCCGCCUUCUCCCCAGCACGCAGGAGGGUGGCAGCCCCACGCAGGAGCCAGCUUCCCCUCAUGGCAGCCUGGUGCUGGCAGCGGUGGAGGGUGGCAGUCCCAAGGGCAGGGUCCCACCCCGCAGCCAAAGCCCAGCCCCAGCCACACCCCCAUGCCUCACACAUCGCCCCAGAACCGACCCAACUACAAUGUCAGCUUCUCUGCAAUGGGGGGAGGCUCACCCAGUGCAGGGGGCAAACCCCAGGCUGCAAUGGGUUCCAAGCCCAAAGCCUCACAUGCCAACUUUGAUGACCUGCUGUCUGGUCAGGGCUUUGCAGGGACCAAAGAGAAGAAAGGGCCCAGGACUAUAGCAGAGAUGAGGAAGGAGGAGAUGGCCAAAGAGAUGGACCCUGAGAAACUAAAGAUUCUGGACUGGAUUGAGGGGAAGGAGCGUAACAUCCGUGCCCUGCUGUCCACCAUGCACACUGUGCUGUGGGAGGGGGAGACGCGCUGGAAGCCUGUGGGCAUGGCUGACCUGGUUACUCCAGAUCAGGUCAAGAAGGUCUACCGGAAAGCAGUCCUGGUCGUUCACCCGGAUAAGGCAACAGGACAACCCUAUGAACAAUAUGCCAAGAUGAUUUUCAUGGAACUAAAUGAUGCCUGGUCAGAAUUUGAAAGCCAAGGACAAAAACCUCUCUAUUAAAUACAGAGUGAGAGGAGGUGAGCGAGGAGAGGACGUCCCUGCUGAUUCUGCCGUCUAAUUCUCAGUGUGUUACCACCUCUGGUCAGCAUUCUGCAGCCGCAUCCUACAACAUCUGCCUUUAUACCUGUGCUUUGACUCGAGCUUCUUUCCCUGCCACAAACACCCACAAACAUCAGUGAUGACAAAAUACUCCAGAACUGUACCCAGAAUAACUGAACAAAUGACUCCCUGUAGCUCUAGUGUACCUGCUGUAUGUAUGUGGUGCAACUCUGUCCGUCCUAGUUGAGAGUUCUUAGUUCCAAACCAACCAACCCAAUCAAAGUCAGGGUCUCUUGGGAAACAGAGACCUGUUUGAUUCUGAGGAGACAGAUGAAAAGAGAGCAGGAAAAAAAAACCAUCAGGGAGUAAACUGAGCAGGCGUUUAACAGACUGCUGAGGUUCAGGGUAGUCUGAAAGGCACAACAAGCGUUUUACAGCAUUUAAGCCAUCUUCAAAUUUGAUUUUGCUUUGCACAGUGUGCAAAUCCAUGAUCAGUUCUGUCAUAUCAGAAGUUUUUCAUACAGUUGAAUGUUCCUAGUAAUGGGAAUUAAAGCAGCUGCAUCGAGUUACUGUACCCUGAAGCUCAGCCUGUAUUUCAUCACAAUAGGCUGCUAGGAGGUACAAACGAACUAUUUAUCAGAUUUAGAAAGUGCAGUUGUUGAUUUUGACUGAAUAGCUUCCAUAUCCGUUAGAAUGUAGUCUGCUGAGGAUAGCCGCGUUAGAUUUCAAAAAGGCAAUAAUAUGCUUUUUACAGUAAGGAAAAAACAACAAAAAUCCAUCUCCUGACCCAAUAUUUGUGUGACAGAUGAAACAAAAUGGUGUUCUGUGGGAAUCCUUUCCUUGGUGUGUCUGAUAUAAUCAAGCCUUGUGUGUGUCCACGUCCGUUAGGAACUGAGGAUUGUAUAUUUUAGGAUUAGCACAUGUACAGUUCCUUACAUGAAGCACCUCGAGGCCUCAUGCAUACUCACUCAUACAGUAACUUAAGUAUUUUUGCAAGGAAGCUCGGUGAAAGCACAAACUUGACAACUUUAUUCGGUGCAGCUUUGAAAGAAAGUCGUUAUUUAUUUAUUAGCUCGUUUUUCAUUUUCAGACCUGCUGGCAUUCAGUGAGACGGUGAUGAGAAAAGGUUCAGGACUUUGGGGCUAUUAUGUUUAAACACAAAGUCACUACAAUGCAAUAAGGAAUUUGAGUUGAUUUCACAGAUUUCGCUUGUGAUUCUUUCAUAUCUUCGCUGAUCCCAUGUACAGUAUAUGUGCUGAUAUCACAAAAAUGUUGAUUUGCAACACGUUUUACUUUUGAUUACUUGAUUUAUUUUGUUUACUUUUGUGAGACAUUCCUGUCACUUCACUGAGAUUUUUAUUUAUGAUCAGCAUGCAGCUUUUGGACAUGUAAUCCAAGCACCAUCAGCACUCAUGGCUCAAAGUUUUUCAAGAGCAGGUGCUGUUUAUAACAGUUUAAAUCUAACCUAACGAAUGGGAACUUAAAUUUUGCAUCAUAUAGUUUCAUUGAUGUGGUGGGAUUCUUCCUAAGUAUGAUGAUCUCUUUCUGCAUUGGAUUGAUGUUGAAAGGGAACUUACUCAUAAACUGUUUCCUUGUGUAAAAAAUAUUUAAUAAUCCUCUCACUGGAUGAAGUCCUGAGGAAAAUGACAAACAUACGCACAAACCAAAAGUCUAUAUAAAAUAAUUAUCAAUUUCUUUAGAGAGGUUUGAGAUUUUCACAGGAUGCUAAUAAGAUCAUCAUUAAACCCAUUUUAUUCUACUUAAAAUAAUGUACUACAUACAAACGGAGCAGACUAUUUGCCUUCACAUGUGCACAAACUGUUUCGGUUUUAUACAAAGUUGCCGUUUCCAUGCUCUCACUCACGGUAAGAUGAACGUCGAUACUUUAAUUUUUUUCUGUUUGGCAUCCAACUGUCUUUUCCUCUCACUGGAGUUCUUUCUCCCUGCGGGCUUUCCAGUUUGUUCACCUGCAUUAUGGAUGUUGACUGAACUCUGACCAGCGUAAGAAAAGAGUGUGUGACUGCGGUAAAGCGCUGUUUCUUCAGGACACAGAAAACAUCACAAAACUGGAGAAAAGUUGUGUCUCGAUUGAAAUGGGUCCCUGAGCAAGACACUGGGGUCUCAGGCUGGAAUCACUGAAUCUUGUGACAGCAGCUUUUUAUAUAUUUUUUUUGAUUCAAUGACUUAAGAGAUAUGAGAAGUGUGUAGUAUCAUGCGUUUAUGCUCUAUUUACACUGAGGACCUACAUGUGAAGUAACCCUCAUAAGCUCCCUCGCUGACUGAAUCUACAACCUUACGGUGAUGUUAAAAAGCUAACCUCUAUAUUGUAGUUAAUGGAUGUGUGUUGUUUGAAGUUGUACGUAUGAAAGUGAUCAGAUUUGGAUACGGAGUACUGUAUGUUAUGUGUUUGCCUGUCUGCUGUUCAAGUAAUACUAAAUUGUGUACAAAUUCCGUUCAUGUGUUUCUUUUCAGUUCUGUUUACCGUUGCAGGAUGUACAUAAGGAUCAAGUGCAGUGCACAACAAUAAACCGUAAACAGAG
Molecule: messenger RNA, 5733 nt
Organism: Acanthochromis polyacanthus (spiny chromis)
Lineage: Eukaryota; Metazoa; Chordata; Actinopteri; Pomacentridae
Gene: dnajc6
Product: DnaJ (Hsp40) homolog, subfamily C, member 6
Exons: 19
Coding region: 440-3154 (904 amino acids)
Biological process (GO): synaptic vesicle uncoating; clathrin-dependent endocytosis
Cellular component (GO): postsynaptic density; vesicle; intracellular membrane-bounded organelle
Molecular function (GO): clathrin binding
Source: RefSeq, a predicted model, not a curated record